Synchiropus splendidus (mandarinfish) is the source of this 3312-nucleotide messenger RNA. RefSeq lists its product as uncharacterized. Bases 22 to 3132 code for a protein of 1036 amino acids. The transcript has 3 exons. Lineage: Eukaryota; Metazoa; Chordata; Actinopteri; Syngnathiformes; Callionymidae. The record is from RefSeq and is a predicted model, not a curated record.
CUUAAUCCCAUUGGAUCGCCCAUGUGUGAGUGGAGGGCAGAUCGAGGCAAACCUGCGGUCCCAGAUUUCAGAUGGAUUACUGGUCAGAGAAUCACAGUUUUCCCACCUCGAAAUACGGGACGGUUCCAGGCAGGAAAUGUCAAAACCUGUCCUGAAAGACACCACGUCCACUACCCGCCCGUCUAUUAUGACGCACAGCAGAACUACAACAGAGGCUUCUGGACCAUCCCCGGAUGCAGAACUGGAGGGGCGAUGCAGGACUACACCAGCUGGACCGACUCCGGCCGCCACCCCGUGUACCUCCCCGUUUAUCUGGACUCUCAGCAGCAUCAGGACCAGAGGGAAUACCGGCCUCCUGAUGGCAGGAGCAGAGAUUUGCUGGCACCUCAGCAAGCAGCUUCUCUGAGGGAAGACUGGCAGAGGAGAUGGGAGUCCAGCGGUUCCGCGCACUGCGCCAGAGAGGCUUCCAAGAGAAGCAACAGCAGCUACAGAGAGCUGGAGGCCUGGGCAGCCCGCUACAGCCACUCACUGCCUCGGAGGAGACGCAUAGAAGCAGAGCUGCGAGGAGCCACACAGUCGCCAGGGGAUGACUUCAGAGCGCUGAGACCAGUGCGCUCAUUUUCAGGAGCGUGGGACAGAGCAGGAAGACAGACCACUCCCAGCCACAUACUCGCUCCGGCCGCUUACUCAAGCCUUAACAGGACAGAAGAGCCAGGAAUCCAGAGCCAACCUCCGGGAUACAUAGCGCCGCCUGCCUAUGACGGUCCACACAAACGUUCACCUGCGAACCAAAACAACGGAAGCCAGAGUCUGAAAUCACUCAGGCAACAAUGUGUCAGUCAGCUAGAGAGCAAGAAAGAGGACUCACAGGGGCUGAAAGACGUGGUGCAGGAAACCCUGCCAAAUGUCCAAUAUCAGUGCCUGAGAAUACCUGCAGCGGUAAACAUCCGGAGCAACAAGACUCCAGAUAAAGUGAUUGAAGGAAGGAAGUUCAGCUUCAAUAAGAAGAUGGGCGGAAUGACAAUAUUCUGCCUGGUGUCGCGGACCGCAGCCACAACCGGGCCGCCAAACGCCUACGAGAGCAACACGGAGCCACCAGCUGCUUCCUGUGACCUUACCGAGACACAAAAGAUGGCAGAUGAAGUGGACUGUCAAGUGCCGACGCUCACAGAAACGCCUUCACUAAGCAUAGGUGAAGAAGAGCAAUCCAGCAAAAUAGAGGCAGGGCCUUUCAUGAGCGAAGCUCCGCCCACGAGCGGAGCAAAGUAUCCUUUAUGGAAAGAGCCCAGUCUCUCUUUGGAAAGCCAGUCGCACCAAAGUGCUGCGGGAUCGUCUUCCGCUGUCAGCAAGACAGGAAGUCACCUGGUGAUCGACACAACAUGUGUUCUCGUCAAAAUGGAGGUGAUUCCAUCACCAGAGAAAAGUCUCAUUCACUACGUGGGUCCGGACCACUUUGAGGAAAAUUUGGACAAGUCUGAAUGGAUCCCGGAAACAUUGGUGUCAGAGAGGGAGAGUCUGGAGGAGCGGGCUGAACGGAUCCUGGGAAUCCCACUCCACGACAGCGUCGGUGAAGAGGAACAAAAAGCAGGGGCCCCCGGGGGAAAUGAAAAAGAGGCGGGAGAUCAGGGCGGAGGAAGUGUCAGAGAGGACAUCGAGCCAGUGGCCUCAGAGGAAGAUGGAGGAGGAGAAAAUCUCAUAAGUUGUGAAAUGAGAGCAGACAGCAACGAUGACAGCGACAAACGUCUUGGAGGCAGCAACAGUUCUGCUCCAGCUUCCAGCCCAGCCUCACCACUCAGAGACACAAACCAAGCCGACGCUGAGUUCAGUUUAACAGACACCUCAACUCCUCCAGACACUCAGUCGUCUUCUGCACCAGCUGAGCCUUCAGCAAGUCAAGGAGAAGAUGAUGCUAGAGCGCACACAAGUGACCUUCAUGACCAAGCAUCUCUGAGCAAAGCCAUCGAUGCACCUGAACAGCCGUUUGAAGAUGACUUUAAUGAGGUGACCCCGAGUGAUAAACAGGAAGCAGUGGAGGUCACAGCCACAAACACCAGAGAGGAACAAGAACCUAACUCACCACAUGAUGAUUGUGAGUGUGGAGGAGAAGAGAAGGUUGAAGAACUCCAGGAUGAAGAAAAUAGCAAUGAGUUUUCAGACACAACUGCACAACCGACGUCGACCAACAUUCACAAAGAGAUGGAGGUUGAUUCCAACCAAGACAUUUUAUUGGAAGCUGAGGGUGAAGGUCAUCCAUCUGAUAAUGACUCUGCAGAUGGAUCAUCAGGAGAACAUUCCGUACCCAGAAGCAAAGAGGCCGAGGUGGCGUCUGAAGCUCAGUGUUUUCUUCCUCUUCUGGCUGAAGAAAAAACACCUGGCUUCCUGCCAACAUCAGACGAGAAUCGUCAAGAAGCCAGCUCUCCUGAUGUGAACUCACAAACACACUCCUCUGAACCUCUGACGUCCAGCUCUUCUCCUCAAGUGGAAAUGGAUCCCAGAAUCACAGACGAGCCGGAGUAUCCGAAGUCGCUCUGGGAUGCUGUGAAUCGCAUCCGAAGACAUACAGCGCCGGACUCUGAGAACGAAGAGGAGGAACCAUGGGACCCAGAAUUUGGUGGGCAGCAGUCACGCUCAGAUGAGACGUUCCACCAGCAGACAGUCUUUGGAGAACCGACAUUACGGCCAGCUUCAGCAGCAGGUGUAGAUGAAGAGGGGAGCACGACCCUGAUGGACCUGGAUCAUGAGCUUAAGACACUAACAGCCGAGGACGACACACUGUCCUGCAGCAGUCAUGACUCUGGAGACACUGUGAUAGAUGCAGAAGAAGACGAGGAGUCGGACACAACACCUGGGGCUGAUGUGGAGAUCUUAGCAUUGUGUGAGGAGAGAUGCUGCUCUGGAGAAGUGGAUAUCAUUACUGAUGGAGGCGGAAGAAUGAGUGAUGGAGAUGAGAACAAGGCUGAUGGAGAGGAGAGCAAAACACAAGAAGGAAACAGCGAGAACAAAGAUGGAACCCCGACUGAUGAAGGAGGACCUGACGCUCAGAGUGAGGAGCGUCUUCCUGUGGUUGCUAUGGCCACAUCUCAGGAGAACAAGGUCAUCACUGAGACAAUCAGCGGUCUCGACAACCUCUGAGAUCCUCACCACCGUCAGGGCCUGAAUCGGAUCGCUUGGUAGCCGGUGCUUCUUUCACGCUUGGUGUUUUGAGUAGAGCAACUUAGCAAGCGCCACAAGGGCUAUUUUUAUAAGGUUGAUGUGUGGUGAUGUGCUUGGAGCCUGUAAAAGUUGUGUCAAGUUCUUUUUAAUAAAUUAUGA